Molecule: messenger RNA, 1615 nt
Organism: Phoenix dactylifera (date palm)
Lineage: Eukaryota; Viridiplantae; Streptophyta; Magnoliopsida; Arecales; Arecaceae
Product: E3 ubiquitin-protein ligase DIS1
Biological process (GO): multicellular organism development; ubiquitin-dependent protein catabolic process
Cellular component (GO): cytoplasm
Molecular function (GO): protein binding; zinc ion binding; ubiquitin protein ligase activity
Source: RefSeq, a predicted model, not a curated record
GCACCGCUUUGCGUAUUCCGAGAUUCCGGAGGGACAGCACACCGCACUCCCCUCUCCUUUGUCCGUCCCCGAGACAAGAAAGAUAAAAACAAAUCAGAGAGAGAGAGAGAGAGAGAUCAACGGCUUUAUUUCGAAUUCUCUGACUCUCUUCUUCCCUUCGGCUUUAUUAAUCCUCAGUAUAAAUUCCUCACAAGUUGUUUUGACUGCGUUGGCUUUCUUCUCCUUUUUCUCGUCCUUCUUCUCCCGAGAGGUAUGGUUGGAAAUCACAGCAAGAAGCCUUUUUUUUUUUUCUGGUUGUUUUCCUAUCCAGAUUCUCACGAAUGUUCUAUUUGGAUCUUUCGGGGUGUUUUCUUUUGAUUCUGUGUGAUUUUUAAGGACCCUACCACUGUCUUCGCUAUUUACUUAUGGCAUCUGGUAGUCCUUAUCUUGAUGAAAUGAGAGUCAGUCCUGAGGUUAUUGACCCCCCUAAAAAUGAAGAUAUGAUGGAACUCAAUGAACAUGCGAAUGACCAUAUUCAGCAUUCAGCGAAGCCAAAUGCUGUUGCUAGUAAUGUACUUGAACUCCUGGAGUGCCCUGUGUGCUUAAAUGCCAUGUAUCCACCCAUUCAUCAGUGUUCAAAUGGCCAUACAUUGUGUUCUGGAUGCAAGCCUAGAGUUCACAAUCGGUGUCCCACUUGCAGGCAUGAGCUGGGCAAUAUAAGAUGUCUUGCACUGGAGAAGGUGGCUGCUUCUCUUGAACUGCCUUGCAAAUACCAGAGCUUUGGGUGUAUGGGCAUACAUCCUUACUACUGCAAGUUGAAACAUGAAUCACAAUGUGCCUAUAGACCCUAUAAUUGUCCCUAUGCUGGAUCAGAGUGCACUGUUGUAGGUGACAUUCCUUAUUUGGUGACUCACUUAAAAGAUGAUCACAAGGUUGACAUGCACAAUGGAAGCACGUUUAAUCAUCGAUACGUCAAAUCAAAUCCACAUGAGGUUGAGAAUGCAACAUGGAUGCUAACGGUCUUCAGUUGUUUUGGGCAAUACUUCUGCCUGCAUUUUGAGGCAUUUCAGCUGGGCAUGGCACCUGUGUACAUAGCUUUCUUGCGAUUCAUGGGGGAUGACACUGAAGCGAAAAACUAUAGCUAUAGUCUCGAGGUUGGAGGUAAUGGACGCAAGAUGAUCUGGCAAGGGGUUCCCCGAAGCAUAAGAGAUAGCCAUCGGAAGGUGAGGGACAGUUAUGAUGGGCUUAUCAUCCAACGGAAUAUGGCCUUGUUUUUCUCAGGUGGGGAUCGGAAGGAGCUAAAGCUGAGGGUAACUGGGAGGAUUUGGAAGGAACAAUGAAAACCCUUCCCGCUCUCCAUCUCCAGUUCAGCUUCACUUCUUUUGUGGUCCCUAGAUGAUCUCUAUUUAUGUCUCUUCAGAUCCUAUAUAUAUUUUGAGGUAGAUCAUGUAUUUAAGGCAAACUCUCUUUGCUAAGAAUGAUGCUCAAACUGGACUGGAAAAGCAUGAAACAUAUUCUUUUGUUGUGUAAAUGCCAGAUAUAGAGAACUUUGGUGCCGUCUGUUGAAUCAGCCAUCAUAUGUGUAACUUUCUGUUUUAGUAGCCCUGUGGCAAGGUAAUUCUAUCUUGAAAUUUUA